AUGCUCAAAUUCCUAAUUCUUUCAUGUUUAAUAAUCAAAAUCCAUUCAUGGACUUGGAAUGAUUAUCCAUCCCCUAUAGGAAUAACUUAUUGGAGAUGUGGCAUUUUAAGUCCAACCUAUGUUUGUGAUCCUGAUGGAAUGUUAAAUGAUCAACAGAGGAAAGAAAUUAUCGAAUUGGUUGAGGAUUUUAAGGGAAAAACUAAAAGACCAAAUUCAAUAUAUACGUGUUUGAGGGAAGGAGUUAGACUUGUUGUUGCCUUAGCAAAAUAUAAAAUUGGUCCUGAAGAUGGUUCAGAUGGAACAACUUAUUUGUGCGGAAAUAAUAGAAAUUGGACGGCGUCAUAUGAUGCAACAAAAUGCGAGCCAGUACAUGGAAUUGAAUUAAAUACAGAUGGUUUUCGUUAUUGCGAUUCGACACGUUAUUUAUUGCACCUUCAUAAAGACGAGUUUGAACAGCUCGACAAUGCAUGGGUAAGUUUCGGUUACCGUAACUGCUCGAAUAAUUUUUCGCUGGAGGGGGUAAUUAAUCGAGAGCUGGUGCUAAAAUUGGUGUAUAUCUCAAUAGAUCAAGGAGGAAAUUAUUUGAGAGAGGGUAAUUAUUCGAGCAUUCACGUGUUUCUUUCGAAUCGAAAGGAAAGACUUUUCGCUGGAGGUGGCCACAAAAAAACUCUAAACAAAAAACUCUAA
This is a messenger RNA of Meloidogyne enterolobii, 687 nucleotides long. Lineage: Eukaryota; Metazoa; Nematoda; Chromadorea; Rhabditida; Meloidogynidae. The record is from the annotation of a GenBank genome assembly.